CUUCGUCACAGCGUUCAUCUUCAGCGACAAGUCACCAUCGUUUGGCCGAUGACGUCGUCUUUUUGCGACCGUUUAUUUACGUCAUGGCAUCGGUGGAUUUCAGAGACAACCUGCUGGGCAUAUCCUGGGUGGACAGCGGCCUGGUGCCCAUCCUCAAUCCUGGAAAUGUACUUGACUACUUCUCAGAAAGAAGUAACCCCUUUUAUGACCGCACUUGUAAUAAUGAGGUGGUUAAAAUGCAGCGGCUUAGCCUGGAUCAUCUCAAUCAGAUGGUGGGAGUGGAAUACAUUCUUCUUCAUGCGCAGGAACCCAUUCUCUACAUCAUCAGGAAGCAACAGAGACAGUCACCUACACAAGUGAUUCCCUUGGCAGACUACUACAUCAUCAUAGGAGUGGUCUAUCAGGCCCCAGAUCUCAGCACGGUCAUCAGCUCCAGAGCGCUUUCUGCUGUUCACGGCAUCCAGUCAGCAUUCGACGAAGCCAUGUCCUAUUGUCGCUACCAUCCCUCCAAAGGUUACUGGUGGCACUUCAAAGAUCAGGAGGAGAGAGAAAAAAACAAGCCAAAGUCCAAGAAGAAAGAGGAGCCAGGUUCACUGUUCCAGAGGCAUCGUGUGGAUACACUGCUUUUGGACCUCAGGUCCAAGUUUCCACCAACCUUCUACCAGCCAAAGCCUGGAGAGAAGCCCAUUCCAGUGGAGGUGAAGAAAGAGCCUGAAGCUCCCACUGAAACAGUCAAACAAGAGGAAAGGGAGCCAGCGGCCAAAUCCUCUGCUGCUGCCACCACCGCAGCCGCAGCACCAGCUAGCAAGCCACCUCCUGAGAAACGAGCACGGCUCCAGUGAUGACUGUUACUCCAGCAACGCCAAGACCAUUUCGGACUUCUUGGCCCGUAUCCCACAAGGAUGAAGAAGUAAUUCCCGGAUGCCUCUCACCCAGGAUUAUUGAAUAAUAAUAUUACUGCAAUAUGAUCCCUGGUGGAAAUGAGCUGGAUAUUGGAUGAUCUUGUUGAUGACAUCAGCAUUUUUGCAUUCAGGGUCUGUUUCAUCCUGCUUGUGUUUUUUUACUCCUACAGAAAUGAUGAUUCAUCAUCAACUCCUGUGUUGGUACACAAGAUUCCUCACUGGCAGCCUUUUGUCCUAUUUUUUUGUCUAAUAAAUAUAUCU
This is a messenger RNA of Corythoichthys intestinalis (scribbled pipefish), 1163 nucleotides long. RefSeq names its product mediator complex subunit 6 (gene med6). The record is from RefSeq and is a predicted model, not a curated record. Gene Ontology annotation, molecular function: transcription coactivator activity. The transcript is spliced from 8 exons. Gene Ontology annotation, biological process: regulation of transcription by RNA polymerase II. Lineage: Eukaryota; Metazoa; Chordata; Actinopteri; Syngnathiformes; Syngnathidae. Gene Ontology annotation, cellular component: core mediator complex; mediator complex. Bases 84 to 842 code for a protein of 252 amino acids.